Molecule: messenger RNA, 642 nt
Organism: Symbiodinium natans
Lineage: Eukaryota; Dinophyceae; Suessiales; Symbiodiniaceae
Source: the annotation of a GenBank genome assembly
AUGCAACUGGCCGUGCCUGCACUAUCGGAAUGGCACACUCGGACAGGGCCAACCCCAGCAGCCUCUCUGCUCCUGCCUUCACCAUGGCCGUGGCGGCCGUGGCGCACUGCCUCGGAAACCCUGUUGCAGAGCGACCAUCGCGACCAGACCAUCUUGACGCAGGUUGGACACCUGGCCCCGCCGGAGAUGCAACGCAGGCCUCACAGUGCGACAACAAAGAUCUGGGAAGGAAUCCCUGCCCUGGCGGUUCUGGCGGCCCUGGCUGCACGGGGAGUGGGCCACUGCACCCGAGACUCGAUAGAUUCCGUAGCGGCGGGCACGGCGCGCAUGGCCGGCUGGCUUUCAGGACCUUCGGAGGCGGACAACUUUCGGCAUCUACUCUCAAAGGGCACGGAAGAACAGGCACGGCAGGGCCAAGGCAGCCAAACGCGCUUGCAGCUGAGAAGGCGAAACACUCUGAGUCCGAGUGUGUCAAGCCCGAACAGCGAUACUGCACGUAUAAGUGGGUGCGAAACGAAAGAAUAUGAAGUCCGUGUUCCGGGCCGGCCACCCUGCUCGAGACAGCUGCAGCACGGGUCGGAUUCACUGCAUGUGCUGAGCCAGAGAAGGAUAUCUCCUGAGCAAGUUGGCGGCACUGCCUGA